AUCAUCGACCGUGUACCAGGGCUGAGGCACAUGGUGCGGUCGCUGCAUGUCUUCAAGCAUGGGAAGGAGCCAGCCAAGGUCAUUAAGGAAGCACUGUCCAAGGCACUUGUCAAGUACUACCCUUUCGCCGGGCGGUUCAUCGACUCGGAGCAUGGUGAUGUUCGCAUCGCUUGCACCGGCGAGGGUGCUUGGUUUGUCGAGGCUACAGCGAAUUGUAGCCUCGAAGACAUUAAGUACCUCGACCACCCCCUAAUGGUGUCUCAAGAUGAGCUCCUCCCAAACCCUAGCCUGGAGAUAGAGCCCCUUGAUCUGCCUUUGAUGAUGCAGGUAACAGAAUUCACCUGCGGCGGAUUCGUCGUGGGCCUUAUCUCCGUCCACACCAUCGCCGACGGCCUCGGCGCAGCUCAGUUCAUCAACGCCGUCGGAGAGUUUGCUCGCCGCCUAGCCAAGCCCACUGUCGAGCCGGUCUGGUCCCGGGAACUCAUCCCCAACCCACCCAAGCUCCCUCCUGGACCCCCACCAGCCUUCCCCUCCUUCAAGCUCCAGUACUCCACCAUGGACAUCUCUCAGGACCGCCUCAGCCAGGUCAAGGCCCAGUUCUUCGAGCAGACCGGCCAGAGAUGCUCCACCUUCGACGCCGCCAUUGCCAAGACCUGGCAGGCUCGCACCCGGGCCAUCAAACUGGACGCAGACGUCGACGUGCAUGUCUGCUUCUUCGCCAGCACUCGCCACUUGUUGCACCAGGUAUUGCCUGCAGAGGGUGGCUACUACGGCAACUGCUUCUAUCCAGUGACCGUCACCGCCGCUAGCGGUCGAGUGGUGUCGGCGGAGCUCGCCGACAUUGUGAAGAUAAUCCGGGAUGCGAAGGCUAGGCUGCCUGCCGACUUCGCCAAGUGGGCGGCCGGAGACUUCAUGGAGGAUCCUUAUGAGCUCUCAUUCACAUACGACUCGUUGUUUGUCUCAGACUGGACUCGGCUGGGCUUCCUUGAGGUCGACUAUGGCUGGGGGAUGCCCAUCCAUGUCAUACCUUUUGCUUACUACGAGUUCAUGGCGGUGGCCAUCAUUGGAGCACCACGAAAGCCCAAGAAUGGUGCUCGGUUGAUGACGCAGUGCGUCGAGAAGGAGCACUUGGAAGCCUUCCAAGAUGAGAUGAAGACCUUCUGAACUUGCACUAAGAAGUGCAGUCCUUCUAGAAAGAUUCAAGUGCGUAUGAUGUGGGCAUUCGACAACAAUUUGUAGUUAUUCUAUGGUUCUUCAAUUAUCUACUAAGAGUGUGAUUUGUCUUGAGUCUUACUACUAGAAGAGUGUUGUGAAUUGAAUCAUGUUAUUUGAAUAAAGGUUGCAGGGGUUCGAGUUGGAAGCAUAGGUCAUGCCAUUUAUUUAACAUGUCUUCUUUUUCAUU
Molecule: messenger RNA, 1402 nt
Organism: Phoenix dactylifera (date palm)
Lineage: Eukaryota; Viridiplantae; Streptophyta; Magnoliopsida; Arecales; Arecaceae
Product: acyl transferase 4-like
Source: RefSeq, a predicted model, not a curated record